This is a messenger RNA of Haemonchus placei, 267 nucleotides long. Lineage: Eukaryota; Metazoa; Nematoda; Chromadorea; Rhabditida; Trichostrongylidae. The record is from the annotation of a GenBank genome assembly.
AUGAAUCGACUCUUGCUGUGCCUAUUCUUGGCUUUCACAUUCGACAUCGUGAUGAGCCAGUUCUACCUAACCACCUGUGCCAGAAUGGAUGUACCUUUUCUGAGAGAAGCUGCAACAGUUUUAUGCGUCGCAUCCUGCAGAUUUCAGAACUGCGGCACUGGAAUCUGUGAGAAGCGUAACGGACGAAACACAUGCAUAUGCUGUAGGUGUGCUAAUGGUGGAAAUGUUCCUCUCGAAGAUCUGGUUGAGGGAAGAGGAGGAAAAUAA